ACUUUUUACGCGCGUUUCCCAAUACAUUCGUUCCUAUAAUCGAAAUCGAGCACAAGAAAUCAAAUGGAGCGAAAUCUUAUAGGCAAGGAAAAAGGAAGAGAGAAUAAAGACGGAAAAACGGAAUACGAUCGAUCGGUCGAACAAAGUUCCAAUAGCGAUUGUUUUCGAGCCCAUCCGUUCCACCGAAUAAUCGAUAGAUUAGAUCGAUGAAUGAUAGAAAUUUCGGAGAACCAUGAUAGUUUGUUAAAAUGAUGAUUGUAACAAACGCUACGUCAGGAAAUAACAGAAACAGGAAAGCGCGAUACAUCGAGGCACGAGGCUAUCGUACGCAAAGCGCGAGAAAGAUAGAAUGAACGGCGAAUAGAUAGGAAGUUUGAAAGGCAGAAACAGAUAGAGGAAGCGAGAAGUGGGGGAACCGAUGAGCCAAGAAGGGGUGAAAGAGGAGGAAGGAAAUCGGUAGAGAGCGAUCUUGAAGCAGAAAGUGGGGGAGGGAAUGGAGAAGGAUAGCGUGGAAAAGAGUAAGAGGAAAAGAGAGGAAGAGCCGAGGAGAAACUGAUCGAGAGUUAAGCUAUCUGGUAAAACAAACGGACGAGGCUGGACAGUGGGUUUUCUACUAAAAGACGGGAUGAAGUGGCAAACGGUUUGCGUUGUUCAUACAACUAGUGACGCGCGCACGGACUAUUCACGUAUCUCUGAUCGGCCGAGGACUUAAUACAAUUGUUGACUUUCGGUUGUAUGUUCGCGGCGCGUCCGUUUUUCGUUGUCCCGGGUCGGCUCACCUGGCCUCGCUACGCCACGAGUCGCAUCGCUUCGUAUCGCUUCCAUCGGUACGGUUUGACCACCGCGCCGCGCCGCGCCGCGUCGCGACGUCGCGUUUUCGUUUUCUCUCCCUUUUGCUUUUCUUUAACAUAUUUUUGAUCGAUCUACCGAACGGUGAAUUGAUUUGGUUGUUCAUUGCACGUCACGGUCAGCGCUGCUGUCUACCGCACGCUCGCACGCACACCCACACACACACAUACACGCAGUCCUCCGCAGCACGAGGAUCAUGGACGAGGAAAGGAUCAAGCUUUAUCUUCCGCGUGAACGAAAACAAGGAGAGAGGAAAACAUUACGGGCCAGAGGAUUGUAAGAAUAGUUUAGUUUCGAUUAUCUAAUUGGUAAUCGUGUGCAAAUAGUAGUGGUGAAAGCAGAUGGACGGUAACGGUAUAGAAUAUCAUGAAAACGAAGAGAAACCAGAAUGUAUUACGAGUCCCGCGUUCCAUAACUUGACAGAAACCAUUUCCACGGAAUUGAUCGCAUUCGAAGACAAGGCUGUAUACGGAUAUGGGACGAGCAUUCCACCGAAUAACAAUGAGAUGGAUGAGAACGAAGAGACCUCGUCGCGGAAGGUGAUCUUUUGCGUUCACGGCAAGCUUUCUGGUUGUUGUACGGUUGUGAAGGGCAGUGCUACAUCGAUCGAUGAAACUACCGAAACAGCCGCAACUGCAGUUACUGCCACCGCUCUCGCCAUCGGCGGAGCCGAUUUCCAACAAACUCCUUCCACUGUACCAGAGGACCAUUGUCACAGGGAAAGAGACGAAGAGAUCGAUAAAAAGGCAAGAAAGAAAUUACUGCUUGCCAGUACGUUGUGCGUAAUUUUUAUGAUAGCAGAAAUCGUAGGUGGAGUAUUAUCGAAUAGUUUGGCGAUCGCAACGGAUGCUGCGCACCUAUUAACCGAUUUUGCAUCGUUUAUGAUCUCUUUAUUCUCGAUAUGGGUAGCUAAUAGACCGGCAACGAAAAAAAUGCCCUUUGGAUGGUAUCGAGCGGAAGUGAUAGGAGCCUUGACGUCGGUUUUACUAAUAUGGGUAGUUACGGGAAUUCUUUUUUAUCUGGCAGUCGAGAGAAUAAUUCACAAAAGUUUUCAACUAGAUAGCACCGUCAUGUUGAUUACCUCUGGCGUUGGCGUUGCGGUAAAUCUAGUAAUGGGCUUAUCGCUGCAUGAGCACGGCCAUAGUCAUGGACAUGGUUCAGAGAAGCCGAAUCGAAAUAUAGACAACGAGAGACUCGAUGACGAAAAUCUGUCUCACAAGAGGAAAAAUAUCAACGUUCGCGCUGCUUUUAUUCACGUUUUAGGAGACUUCAUACAAAGCAUAGGGGUUUUCGUUGCAGCAUUGGUUAUUUAUUUCAAGCCAAACUGGAGCAUAGUCGAUCCAAUUUGCACUUUCCUCUUUUCACUGUUGGUAAUAUUAACCACGGUUGCAAUAAUCAAAGACGUGAUGAACGUUUUAAUGGAAGGAAUUCCAAAAGGAUUUGAAUAUUCCCAAGUGGAGAGUACAUUUAUGCAAAUCGAAGGUGUGAUGAAGGUGCACAAUCUUCGUAUCUGGGCGCUUUCGCUGGAUAAAACCGCGUUAUCCGCGCAUCUUGCAAUAAAACCAGGUGCGAGUCCUCACAAUAUACUGCGUACUGCUACUAGAAAUAUUCACGAUAAGUACAAAUUUUUCGAAAUGACGCUUCAAAUAGAGGAAUUCGAUGAACGAAUGGAAAAUUGUAAACAAUGCAAGGCGUUAUCGCAAUAGUUGUAAAUUUUUUGAGUUACGUAUACUUUUGAGCUACCCUUCAGUCUUUAUACACAUGAAGUUGAAUUAUAAAAGAUUCACACGAUUUGUAAAUAGCUCAAUUUAUGAAAAACAGAAGCAACCUGUUGUUUCAAGUAUAUAUUCUACCGCGAUUAAAAAAUCUACAGGGAAGAUAUUUCAACCUCGCAAAGGAUGUCAAUUACUUAUAAAUAUUGUAAUCGAUACAACGAUUUUUUCACCUAUUAGUGGAACAAUUAUUUACUGCCUCUCUCUAUCUCUCUCUUCCCUCUCUCUAUUUUCUUAAUAUAGAAAUUAUGUUUAUUUAUUUUAAAUGUGACUUUUAACGACGUAAUCAACCUAUGUAAUCAUAUAAUCAUGAAAGAGAAUGUAUUUACAUUUAAACUCGCUUCGAAAUCGGUAAACAAAAAAUAAUUGUGUAAACUUAUGUUAAUAAAACUACAAUGAGAGAGAAAAAGAAUAGAUUAAAAGAAGA
Bombus terrestris (buff-tailed bumblebee) is the source of this 3048-nucleotide messenger RNA. RefSeq names its product zinc transporter 2. Gene Ontology annotation, biological process: zinc ion transmembrane transport; response to zinc ion. The record is from RefSeq and is a predicted model, not a curated record. The transcript is spliced from 9 exons. Bases 1191 to 2555 code for a protein of 454 amino acids. Gene Ontology annotation, molecular function: zinc ion transmembrane transporter activity. Gene Ontology annotation, cellular component: plasma membrane. Lineage: Eukaryota; Metazoa; Arthropoda; Insecta; Hymenoptera; Apidae.